AACCUUUCUCAUUCCCCAGGGUCAACAUACAGACUUGGAGAGGAUCACACAAACUGACUCCAGUGCAGCCAGGGGGCAGAGGACACAGAUGUGUUGGAAAACUGAUCUGGAUAUAGUUAAAGCAGAUAGAAGAGGAGACAUAUGGAUCAGAGAGGACCGCAGAAACUGAACUGAGUGCAGCCGGAGAGAUUGAGGUGGAUGAGGCAGCCCUUCCCUUUGGCCAGGGAGGGACUGGUUUCUGCCAUGACUUGUCUCAUCAAGUUCUACAAAGCUGUUUUUAUCUGGGUAAUCUCGCCCACAUUGACUUCAUGGUUUCAGCUGAAUUUACUGUCACGUGAACAGCAGCUGAAUCCCAUUAUAUCAGGCACUGUCAACAUGCAAUCCUCCACUCCCAUUUUCCAGUAAAACCUCCACUCCACCCACUGCUUCGCUCCAGCUAUCCCAAGCGAGAGGCAGCCCCAGCUGGGCUGAGGAUGCGUGUGACCUCCCCUCUCCUCCUGGCUCUCCUAGUACUCCUGCUGCUCCCACCACCCUCCCAGCUGAGAAAGGCAGGCCAGGGUAGGCGGCUCAAAGUAGGCAGACGCCUCCUCAGACGGGACAGGGUGAGAGGUCAGGGGCGCCAGGGCAGGUCAGGAGACUCCAGGCAUCAGGUCCCUGAAUGCUCAGAGUACAGCGACUCUGAAGACCUCUUCAUGGACUGCCAAGGGCAAAAACUUUCCUCCAUCCCCACUGCCUUAUCCUGGUCACGGGCUCCAGACCACCUCCUGCUGGCCCGUAACCGUAUCCGGGCCCUCCACGACGGGGCCUUCUCUGGCUUCGAGGGCCUGAGGAGCCUGGACCUGCAGCAGAACCGGAUCUCAGUGUUGGAGGAGGGGGUGUUCCUGGGCCUGAUACACCUCACCACCCUUCUGCUGCAGCACAACCGUCUGGGCACGCUCAGCGAGGAGGCUCUCAUCCCCAUGCCAGCCCUGCGCUACCUGCGUCUCCAUGACAACCCCUGGAGCUGCCGCUGCACACUCGACAGUCUGGUUCGCACACUGCAGGUGCCCAGCAACCGUAACCUGGGGAACCAUGCCAGGUGUGCGGAGCCAGUUGGGCUGAGGGGCAGGAAGCUGAGGCAGGUGGACCCAGAGCUGCUGUGUGUGGAACUGGAGCCUCCCAGCGACCCCCCAGACCGGCAGGGGGAGGACCAGAGGGACUCCACAUACCCUCUGCAGCCCAUCCCCAUCAGGGGCAAGCCUGACGCCACCACCUCCUGCCAUACCUACCUGUUCCCCACACCCCGACUGGACUGCAGAAGCAGAGAUCUGGCCGAGGUUCCUGCAGACAUCCCAGGGGACAUGGUUCACAUGGACCUGUCCCAAAAUUCCCUCCGGCACCUGAAGGCCAGAGACUUUGUGGAGGCCAGAAGCCUAAGGUCACUCAAUCUCAGCGACAACAACUUGGAGGACAUGGACACAGCCUCCCUGUCUGGCCUUCUACACCUCCAUGAGUUGGACCUUUCCAACAACAACCUGCACUUCUUCCACUAUGGUGUUCUAGAAGACCUCUAUUUCCUGUCCCUACUAAGGUUGGGGGGAAACCCCUGGGUCUGUGACUACAGCAUCCACUACCUGGUGUACUGGCUACGUCUGCACCCAGGGGUGACCCACUCUGGCCUGCUGUGCCACUCCCCUCCUGAGCUCAGAGGAAAGAGUGUGGAGGACUAUGUUCACUCCUACAACAGAGCUUGCAGCCAGACAGAGCACAGUCAGACGGAAUACGGCCAGACAGAUCCAGAAUUGUGGGUCACAUCUAUGGAGCUGCAGGAGGAGAUGGAACCGGCACAUCUGAGAGGACCGCAGAAAUACCACGUCACCAGGUUGAAUUAACAAACUACCCCAGGAUGGAAUGACUGACAUAUUGAACACCUUUAAAUACGUUGUCUUUUUAUAGAGCAUUCAAAUUAAUUCUGUAUCAGAUGGUAAACUUGAACUUUGUUCAAUAUUGUUGUUCCUGCUUUGUCCCAAAAAACAAGAAAUAACAAUCCAAGUAGAUAUAUUAGAUUGAGCAUAUGUGAGAAUCCAGAAUAUAAAUGUGGUGUGUAUAGACCGUAUAUCAUUUGGGAAAGAAAAUGGUAUGUACAGUAUUAGGAUGAGCUAUAUCUAGAAUACAAUAUAUACAUACACAGUGAGUAAACAGUAUAUAAAACAGAAUAUGAGGUGACCAGCAUUCAAUACAUAUUUUUGGGGCAGCAGGUAGCCUAGUGGUUAGAGCUUUGGGCCAGUAACCCGAAAGGUUGCUGGAUCGAAUUGACAAGGUAAAAAUCUGUCCUUCUGCCCCUGAACAAGGUAGUUAACCCACUGUUCCUCGGUAGGCCGUCAUUGUAAAUAAGAAUUUGUUCUUAACUGACUUGCCUAGUUAAAUAAAAAUGGCUCUACAUAAAUGGGGCAUUAGUCUGUAGGCCUUGAUUUACUGCAGGUCUACUUUUCACCCAUACCGUUUAUGCCAUUUGCACUCCCAUUGUGAGUCAAUCUGAAUCCAUUUCAUUUUGAGAGCACACAGAACAAUCUCUGCCCCCAUUCCUCCUGCUAUUUCCCACAAUUAUAUUAAGAUUUUGCCUUUAAAAAAACCAGAAAAAUACUGAACAAACUGUCAAAGCAUUUAGACGCCCUGCUCCUUUCCCAAACAUAGUCAUGGCCCAGGAAUAUUUAUUUGGCAAGAUGUUUGAUUUUUAAAAAUAAGCAUAGUAAUCUCUGCCAAGAAAUACACCUUGGUGCCAUAGCUACUCUGUAACCGCUAGAUUCCUACAGAAUGGUCCCAGACAAAAGUCCUGUAUAAUACUAUUAUAGGUAUGCAUUUAUUUUAUAUUACCCAUUUCCUAGCAUACCCCACACUAAACAUGAGCCACUGCUGAUUAGUUUCCCUGCGGUUACAACACCCCUGGCACUACAAAUCAAAAACAAGUCAAUUCAAGGGCUUUAUUGGCAUGGGAAACAUGUGUUAACAUUGCCAAAGCAAGUGAGGUAGACAACAUACAAAGUGAAUAUAUAAACUAAAAAUGUCCUUUGCUAGCAGACAUAAAACAUACAGGGGUACUUGUUAUGGGGUAACUGCUUUCAGGCUGUCGUCUUGUGAAACAGUGGAUGUGAAGACUCUAGCUAGCUAAAGCAUUUACUGCACAUUUAAUGUACAAUUGUGUAAGCUUGCCUUGCUGAUAUUUGCCAUGCAGUACAGAUAGAUGAAAUAAAGUAACUAGUUAACUAAUUUCUUGCUUAUUGUGCAAUGGGGAAUAAAAAAAAACCUGUAUGCCUAUGA
Oncorhynchus keta (chum salmon) is the source of this 3297-nucleotide messenger RNA. Its product is annotated as leucine-rich repeat-containing protein 17-like. Bases 474 to 1871 code for a protein of 465 amino acids. Lineage: Eukaryota; Metazoa; Chordata; Actinopteri; Salmoniformes; Salmonidae. Gene Ontology annotation, cellular component: plasma membrane. The transcript has 9 exons. The record is from RefSeq and is a predicted model, not a curated record. Gene Ontology annotation, molecular function: protein binding.